Hemibagrus wyckioides is the source of this 6713-nucleotide messenger RNA. It is a transcript of the gene adcy1a, whose product is annotated as adenylate cyclase 1a. Gene Ontology annotation, biological process: cAMP biosynthetic process; intracellular signal transduction; adenylate cyclase-activating G protein-coupled receptor signaling pathway. The record is from RefSeq and is a predicted model, not a curated record. Bases 452 to 3799 code for a protein of 1115 amino acids. Gene Ontology annotation, cellular component: plasma membrane. The transcript has 20 exons. Gene Ontology annotation, molecular function: adenylate cyclase activity. NCBI's taxonomy places the organism in Eukaryota, Metazoa, Chordata, Actinopteri, Siluriformes, Bagridae.
CGCGUCUCAAGCCGAAGUUGCGCAUGCGUAGUUUGCGCAGAGCGCAGGGCCGAUACGUAGCCUUGGCAACGUAGAGAGGGGGAGUCCCGGCAACGCGCCGUCAACAUUCACCUCGUUUAGGGCCCGAGCACGCAGCACGCGCUCCGGGCGCCCUGUUUCCCCGGAAGACCGGCUUGACAAGGGCGGGAGCGAGAAGAAAAGCGGAGGCGGGCUGCUGCCAGGCUCGUGCGCGCGCUCCUGGCUCGUUAUUUUCUAGCCGCACGGCAGACGGCAGUCGCCGGCUUGUGGGCAGACAGCGGUAGCGCGUGUGGCACGUCAGAGCUGGGCUUUACGCUCGCAGACGUCCUCGAGCUGCGUCGGGGUGAGACAACUACGGGACGGUCGGUGCAGAGCUUCGUUUAAUCUAUGCGCGCGAAUCUGGUGAGGAGGAAGGUCGGAUGAAUGGCCCGCUAUGGAGGAAGUGCCGGUUUCUCGAGUGCAUGCGCGGCGCAGAAAGAGGCGCCUGGCCAGGACGGGGAUUCCUUGCCAGGACGAGUUCGACUGCAAGGAGCUAGAGAACCUUUUUCAGAAGUACAAUCUAAAACUCGAGCAGACUGCAACGCUUAAAGCGCUGGCCGUGCUCAUCCUCGCUGCGUCCGCACUCGCAUUGGUCGAGCUCCUGUCCGCUGGCUCGCGCUUCACCGUCUCCAAGGGCUCGCACCCGGUGCACUGCGUCAUCUUCACCUCGCUCUUCAUCGUCACCAACGUCAAGUACCUGCAGGUGACGCAGCUGCAACAGAUCGCCAGGCUCGCGCUUCUCUUCAGCUUCACGUUCGCGCUUCUCUGCUGUCCGUUUCCGCUCGCUCUCGGGCCUGGCACACAGCAAGGCGCGCACGGCGCACACGGACCCGACGCGGGCGCUGCCGCACCUGAGCAAGGUGUGUGGCAGCUUAUGCUCGUCACAUUCGUCGCUUACUCUCUGCUGCCAGUGCGGACCCUCUUAGCCGUCGUGUUCGGCGUGCUGGUCGCUGCGUCCCAUUUUAUCGUGACUGUCACGUCUCUAACUGCCCUCAGAUCGCGCGUCUGGAGUCCGCUGGUGGCAAAUGCAGUGCUGCUGAUUGGUGUGAACCUGUCGGGUGUGUUUGUUCGAGUCCAUACCGAGCGUGCCCAGAGGAAGGCCUUUCUGCAAGCUAGGAGCUGCAUCCAGGAACGCCUGCAGCUGGAAGAUGAAAAUGAAAAACAGGAACGCCUCCUAAUGAGUCUGUUACCCAGAAACGUCGCCAUGGAGAUGAAAGAGGACUUUCUCAAACCACCAGAAAGAAUCUUCCAUAAGAUCUACAUCCAACGUCAUGAUAAUGUGAGUAUCCUGUUUGCAGACAUUGUUGGGUUCACCAGUUUGGCUUCUCAAUGCACAGCUCAGGAGCUGGUCAAAUUGUUGAAUGAACUCUUUGGGAAGUUUGACGAGCUUGCCACAGAGAACCACUGCAGAAGGAUAAAGAUCCUAGGAGACUGUUAUUACUGCGUGUCUGGUCUGACCCAGCCCAAAGCUGACCAUGCCCACUGCUGUGUAGAAAUGGGCCUGGACAUGAUUGAUACCAUCACGUCUGUUGCAGAGGCGACGGAGGUGGAUCUGAACAUGCGUGUGGGAUUACACACAGGUCGUGUGCUGUGUGGGGUUCUGGGAUUGAGGAAGUGGCAGUAUGAUGUUUGGUCAAAUGAUGUCACGCUGGCAAACAUGAUGGAAGCAGGAGGACUUCCAGGUAAGGUUCAUAUCACCAAAGCCACUCUGGAAUGUCUGAAUGGAGAUUACGAGGUGGAGCCAGGCUAUGGGCACGAGAGACACGCCUUCCUCAGCAAACAUGCCAUCGAGACCUUUUUUAUCGUGCCCUCUCACAGACGCAAGAUUUUUCCUGGCUUGAUUCUGUCUGAUAUAAAGCCAGCAAAGAAGAUGAAGUUUAAGACGGUCUGCUACCUGCUGGUGCAGCUCAUGCACUGUAGGAAGAUGUUCAAGGCUGAGAUUCCUUUCUCCAACGUCAUGACCUGCGAGGACGAUGAUAAGAGACGAGCCUUACGCACAGCGUCAGAGAAGCUACGCAACCGCACGUCCUUCUCAGGAGUAGCUCAUAACUCACCCGGCACACGCGUGAACCGCUACAUCGGAAGACUGAUUGAAGCUCGGCAAACCGAAUCAGAAACUGCGGAUCUCAAUUACAUCACUCUGACCUACAGGAGCAGAGAGAGAGAGAGAACGUAUCAGCAGGUUUAUGAUGAUGGCUUUAUCAGUGCUGUGGUGAUCUCUCUCCUCCUCACUUCACUCUUCGCUCUUGUCUAUUUUCUGAUUAUCCCUCAAGGUCUGGUGAUUGUUAUUUUGCUGGUUAUUUGUAUCUGUUUCCAUAUGGCGAGUGUAAUGUAUCUUCACAUCACUCAUGUGCAGUGCUCUCCAGACUGUCUCACUCUGCAGAUCAGGACGGUUCUGUGUGGCUUCCUGGUCCUUCUGACCUAUUCAGUGACCCAGGGCUGCGUGGUGGCAUGCAUGCCAUGGUCAUGGAGCAGCAACUCCAGCAUCUCCAUUAUCACGGUUGUCAUAGUGAACGGCACGGCAGUGGGCACAGGUGUGUGUAAAUACACUCCAUACGUGUUCUUAUCUUGCGUGAUGGCAUCCCUGUCUGUGGCUCUAUACCUGCGCGUGUCAUCACUACCCAAGAUUCUCUUGCUUCUCCUCCUCAACGUCCUCCAUACCGUUGUCAUGGAGACCAGCGGCUACCGGCAGGCUGUGGGAGGAGGGUUCUUUCACACUCAUGGGUAUGAUCCUGUUCUGGCCAUGCUCCUCUUCUCUGGUGCAAUGAUACUCCACUGCAGACAACAAGACCUCAAACUCAGACUUGACUACCUGUGGGCCACACAGGCUGAAGAGGAAAGAGAUGACAUGGAGAAAGUGAAACUGGACAAUAAAAGGAUUCUGUUUAACCUGCUCCCUGCGCAUGUGGCCCAGCACUUUCUCCUGUCCAACCCACGCAACAUGGACUUGUACUAUCAGUCCUACUCUCAGGUGGGCGUCCUGUUCGCCUCAAUCCCAAAUUUUAACGACUUUUACAUCGAGCUGGACGGAAACAACAUGGGUGUCGAGUGUUUGCGGCUCCUCAACGAGAUCAUCGCAGACUUUGAUGCACUGCUGGAUAAGGAGUGCUAUAAGGACAUUGAGAAGAUUAAAACUAUAGGCAGCACUUACAUGGCAGCAGUGGGUCUUGUACCUACCACUGGAUCUAAGGCCAAGAAGUCAAUUUCUGAACAUUUAUGCACAGUGGCCGACUUCGCCAUAGAAAUGUUCAGAGUUCUAGAUGCGAUAAACUACCAGUCAUACAAUGACUUUGUGCUUCGAGUGGGCAUUAAUGUAGGUCCAGUGGUUGCAGGAGUUAUUGGAGCGCGAAGGCCUCAGUAUGACAUCUGGGGAAAUACAGUGAAUGUGGCCAGCAGGAUGGACAGCACUGGAGUACAAGGCAAAAUCCAGGUUACCGAGGAUGUCUUCCGCCUCCUCUCUGGCCAUUACCGCUUCCUAUGCCGUGGUCAGGUCAGUGUGAAAGGCAAAGGUCAAAUGCUCACCUACUUCCUAGAGAGCUUGUCUCAUGAAGGCCCUCUCCAAUCCUGCUCCCAGAGCCUGGAGCGCCAGGAAAGCCCGUGUAUUCAGACCAAGUUGAGCCACGCCCCUGCUGCUUGCAGUUAUGGGGUCAAAGCACAGAAUGUUGGCCCUGGUCCCACCUCCUCCAACAGCAGCAUCCUUUACCUGCCCUCUGUCUCUGUAGACGUGGAGAUGGAGGUGUGACUGAUGAGGAGGCAUUAUCUAUGGCAACCAACCUGUCAGUGAAUCAAAGGGGAGUGAGACAUGAAGGAACGAGAUGGUGAAGGAAGACACGGAGGAACACAAUGGCACUGAAUGUGCUUGAGAAAAAAAUGGGAGAGACGCAUGACUGAGAAAAAAGAAAUCCACAGGGUGACCGAGAUGAGAGACGGACAUUUAAAUCUCUCAUGCAGAGAAAUAACCCUCCUCCCCACACACAUGCAAACAUAAUGAGCAGAUUUGUCUAUUUGUGUGUGUGUGUGUGUGUAUGUGUGUAUGUGUGUGUGUGUGUGUGUGUGUUUGUUUUAAUGAGUCUUCCUCAGUCCAGCUAGAUAUCAGGGGCUCCAUAAGAGGAGCAUGUGUUUUACCGUAAUGGCAGCUUCACACCAACAAAGGAGCCACACACACACUCCUCGGUGUGUGAGUUUGUGUGUGUGUGUGUGUGUGAUUGCCUAUGAAAAUAAUAAGUAAUGGUAAAAAAUGAAUGCCACGGCAUUAACCAUUCAAAGCAUGCGUAUGCAGUGGGGACCAAACAUUUAUCAUUUAAACAGCGCUGUAUUUUACAUUUGUGUGUGUGUGUGUGUGUUUGAGAUAGUGUGUGGAAAACUUGCAGGGAGAGUAUUUAUGGGAAUUUAGUACCACUCGGAAACCAGUCAGUGCCCUUGGCAUGACGAGGGGGGGGAGAAAUCCUGUUGGUGUUCUGUUUAGUCUGUGGGAAGUUUAUGACAACGUGAGGCAAUUGACAGCCUGUAUUGAUGUACAAAAAAAACUGAAUCUCUGAUUCAUUUCCUUCAAAGUAUUUCUUCUUGCCUUCGAUCGAGUGAGUGAGUGUGUGAACAGAUGAUACAGUCUAUCCAGAGGUUAAAAUCGUGUAAAUAUUGUCCUGUUAUCAUUAACAAUAGGAUGUGGGUUCCAAACAUCAGUACAGUAAAGCCGCUAACGCUUACACACUGGUGCUUUGAGAAGGAACAUUCUUGACGUCAGUGCACACUUCCUGCUGCUCUUUGACCUUUUACUAUGACGGAGAUUUCGAGUCUGACACAAACACAAAUAUAGAGCAAGCUUUUGUCUUAAAUAUACAUCUUACACGCUAAAGGUGAUGUUCCCAGAAUCCAGAACAGUACGUGUGAAAUCAAUAUGUGAAGCAGUGGCUUAGCCGUUCAGGAAGAAUGAAAUGUACUUUAUCAGCUGCAAGAAACUUAAGUGUCCACCGGGGAUAAUAAGCAGCUUUUUUCUAAGUUUGAAAAUAGCUCACAUGGCUUGUUCUUAUUUGUGGAAACAGUUGUGAUAUUUGUUCUAUUCAGAGUUUCUAAGUAGGCUAACGCUCAGCUGGAUCUUGCUAGUGCUGGUGGCAAGGGGAUUUAGCCUUGUGCUUGCACAAGGAGGAGGGCUAGCACAGAAUUAAACCUGCUUUGGAUUUCAAUGCUGGUGGUUGCUGUCAAACGUACUCAGAAUAUAUGGAUCUCCAUGCAUUCAGGAUAUAAAAAGGGCCUCUGACAUCUUGGUUUCGUGGGCAUAAAGUGUAUUUGAUCUGAUCAGAUAGUAUCUCAUGUUUAAUUUAUAAAGUUUUUUUUUUUUUUCUUGGUGAACUGCUACUGUAACUUUGAUAUUUCUCCAAAUAUGCCUAGAGAAUGAAGUUGGCUUCGAGCUUGCCGUUCUGCAUGUCCCUCUUCGCAUGAUCUACCUUGUCUCGUUCUUUUUGCUAAGUGCAAUGUGACUCUAAUGCAUGACUAAUGCAAAAAAAAACCUGAACAAAAAGGGUGAAAUGCGUAAUGGGUAACUAUUUAGAAAAGGCUUUUAGUUGCACUGCAUGAAUGUAGAAGAGUGGCCUUUUGUUCAUUCUUACUGUGUUUCUGGUCUCAAACCUUUAUCAACAGCUUGUUUGCUUUUUUUUUUUUCUUCUUCUUCUUCUCCAUGCAUGGUGCUGUGAAGUGUUGGAGAAAGCUUGGGAGUUUUGUAGCAUCGCUGCCUUUUUUUGGCUCUUGAGGUGACUGCCUUCUAUCCAGGGGUUGUUGGUUUUGGGUGUAUUCCUUUGUGCCAACACAUUUUGUUACCAACAUAUCAAUUCCAGUGUUCUAUUGUAGCACAAUUUUGUGAUAUUGUGUUUGAUUCUACUUUUUAAAAAUAAUACAGAGUUUUAUAUGCGCUGGAUCCAUCAGAAGUACAGUUAUGGCUUCCUGUAAAAUGUUUGGGGUUAGAUGUUUCGAUGUUGGGUGUCUUCUUCUGGGGUUUGGAGAAGUAUAUUUUCUUGAAUAUCCAUUAGUCCUGGGUGAUACAUUUAUAGCUAUUUAGUGACAUAAAACAAAGCUAUAGAAGCAUGCAACCGGAGACGAAAUUACACUUUGAGCAUUGUUGCACUUCUGGUAGUCAACAACACGCGUUCAUCCCAAAAGUGAGGGUUAUAGAAUCAAAAUAUAACAACUGAGCAAUCCAACAUAAUUUCAUCUUUCUAUAUGAUAAAUGUAUAUGAAAACCAUUAUAGAAAAAACCAAACUCUUCAUUUUAUCUCUGAAUAUGCCUAGAUCAGAGUUUAUGAUCGAACAAAUGUAGCCACAUGAAAAAUGAUCUAUUUUCUAUAUACAAACUACGGUGGCCUAAUAUAUAUCGUCAUGCUAAAUAUUACAACUUUAAUAAUGCAUAAAAUGUUCACGGUAAACACACUAGAUUUUCAUGUCAAUUAGAUAUUUUCAUAUAUGAUACGGGUUUCAAAUAUUACACGUAUGGAAUCUACAGCAGAAUAAACUGAAAGUAUUUUACUUAUAACCUUAAAUAUAUGUGCUAUUUUUUGGGGUUGCAAUGUAUUGAUUGCAUUGUUGAUAUAUGUGAAUGUAAAUUUCAUAUUGAGAUCUUUUAUACUUGUGUUUGCACUGUUCUGGAAUAAAAUGACAAUGAGAGACCG